This is a messenger RNA of Tarenaya hassleriana, 1983 nucleotides long. Its product is annotated as ELF3-like protein 2. Gene Ontology annotation, biological process: regulation of photoperiodism, flowering. The transcript has 4 exons. Bases 142 to 1944 code for a protein of 600 amino acids. The record is from RefSeq and is a predicted model, not a curated record. NCBI's taxonomy places the organism in Eukaryota, Viridiplantae, Streptophyta, Magnoliopsida, Brassicales, Cleomaceae.
CCAAAUCACUGCUUAUUUUGCUUUAAGUUGCAUCCUUUUCAUUGCGUACAGUCUCUCAAGAGGCUGUUGAUGUAACCAUUGGUGAGCUCACUGAGUUAAGGAGAUGACGAAACAUCUUUGCUUUUUGAGCAUUGGAAGAAGAUGACAAGAGAGGUGAAAGAAGAGGUUGAUAGGAUGAAUCCUCCGUUGAUGUUUCCUCGGGUCCACGUUAACGAUGCCGAGAGAGGAAGAACGACGUGGUCUCAGUCGAGGAUUCCUUCGCUGAGUCUCGUCCCGGAUUCACUUCUCCCAACCGCCACCAAUUCUAGCGGCAGAUCUUGUUUCGCUGGUGGACACAAGACUGAUAUGUUUAUACCAUUUGCUUCGCCCUUGAAGUUUGCUGAUAAACUGAAUCCGUCCUCGAACAGUGUUGGUAAGUCGAAUUUCACUGUCGAUAGCCUUGAGUGGAAGACCGGAAAUGGCCCGGAUUAUCCGAAUAUCAUAGGAUCCUUCUCGUCGGCUGAUAAACCCGAUUCAUCGAAACGGGAUGGCUACCAUUUCAAGAACUUCUCUAUCAAGAAUCUGGACGGCUUGGAUUAUCUUAAAGCUCCUAGAGUUGGACGGUCGGAAACAGACACGGACUUGGCCCUCCAGCUUCACAACAAUAGCAGUGAAGCCACUGUGUUUGAGGAGAAUACGAGAAGUCGGUUUCGGGACAAAGCAACAAUCCAUUCUCAGGAUUUCUACAACUCUCCUGUGAAUCGACUUUCAGGACCGAGAAAUCAAGAAACAUUAUGUUUUUCCCAGAAUGUUCUUAGCAAUAUGCCCUUUAGAGAGAACUACUCUUUGUUAGGAGAUGCAGGAACAAAGAGUUCUAUCAAGGUUAGAACUCAGUUGUACAGAAGAAAUCUCAUUGGAUAUAAUGAUAAAAGUCCAAAGAAACUCGAAGAAUCUAUAUAUCAGAAAGAUCGAGUAAUGGGCGGUGAUAAUAGCCACGAAAAUGUCUCGGGCUGCUCGGUUAUAGACUCGGCCUCUGGUUGGAAUGCAUCUCCGGAAAAAUUUGUCAAAGCAAUAGGGAACAAACGGUUUCAGAAGAUGAGAACGGCUAUGAUAAGACAUCAGAGGAUCUUUGCAGGACAAGUUUUUGAGUUGCACAGAUUGGUUUCAGUUCAAAAGAGGCUUGCAAGAUCACCAAACUUGUUUCUUGAAGGUAAUUGUAACCCUAGAAAGCCUGCAACAUUGAAGAAAUCAUCAUCAAAUCUUCUGGAAAUCGCUCCGAAGGUGAAACCCAACACCGAGAAACUGAAUCCUGAAACCGAAUCACCCGAGAAGGGUACUAUACCAAAGUUUCCACUACCUUCCAUAACCAAAGAACUUAUCUCCACCAAGCGCUGUAAUUCCAUGGUGGCAACUACUCGAUCAUCAUCAUCAUCUCCAUGGUGGUUUUCGGCUCCCGGGAGGCAGUGGUUAGUUCCUGUAGUGUCCCCUUCCGAAGGGCUGGUCUACAAACCAUACACUGGACCGAGUCCCCCAACUUCUGGAUUCAUGCUUCCAUUUUACAGCAACGACUCCAUUGAAGACGCAUUAGGGUUUCCCUUGUCUCAUCCAUUACAGCAUCAUGAGAACCCAUUUUCUCAAAUGCAAAGCUUGAGCAGCUUAUCGAGCCGUGUCAGCAAAGCAGUGCCUUUCUCCUUACAGAACUCUCGUGAAUCUAAAGACAGCGACGUACAAGGAAGUACAGCUUCAAGCCCUCCUGAAAGGCAUAAACGACAAGUGCUUCCUCUUUUCCCGACAGAACCAACACGACAAAACCUAGAAACAGACGUACACGGACAACAAGAACCGCUUCACCCCAUCAAGACAACCCCUUAUACUUCAACUUCAGCUUCUGAAUCUGCUGCAAGAAUCUUUCGUACGAUACAAGAAGAGAGGGGACACGUACACGCCGACAACAUGAUUCAUUAAGUCUUUUUCUUCCUUUUUCUUUUUUCCCCCAACUCUCUU